GCGGCCCCAAGUGCAGCUGAAAGCACUCCUUGGGAGUCAGCCAAGACCCUCCAUCCAAGCAGGGCUGGAUCCUUGCACUUGGCCAUGAUAAGGAGAUGCUUCCAGGUGGCAGCAAGACUUGGCCACCACAGAGGCCUUCUUGAGGCCCCCCGUAUCCUGCCCAGACUCAACCCUGCCUCAGCAUUUGGAUCCUCCACAGACUCCAUGUUCUCAAGAUUCUUGCCAGAGAAGACAGACUUGAAGGAUUAUGCUCUUCCCAAUGCCAGCUGGUGUUCGGACAUGCUGAGCCUGUACCAAGAAUUUCUGGAGAAGACUAAGUCUAGCGGCUGGAUCAAGCUGCCCUCCUUCAAGUCCAACAGAGACCACAUCCAGGGACUCAAGCUCCCAUCUGGACUGGCAGUUUCCUCAGACAAAGGUGACUGUCGCAUCUUCACCAGGUGCAUCCAAGUGGAAGGACAAGGCUUUGAGUAUGUCAUCUUUUUCCAGCCAUCCCAGAAGAAGUCGGUCUGUCUUUUCCAACCAGGCCCCUACCUGGAGGGGCCCCCAGGGUUUGCUCACGGCGGGUCCCUGGCAGCCAUGAUGGACGAGAUCUUUUCUAAAACUGCCUUCCUGGCUGGAGAGGGGCUGUUCACACUAAGUCUCAACAUCAGGUUCAAAAACUUGAUCCCCGUGGGCUCUCUGGUUGUAAUGGAUGUAGAAGUGGACAAGAUUGAGAACCAGAAGCUUUACAUGUCCUGCAUCGCCCACAGCAGAGACCAGCAGACAGUUUAUGCCAAGUCCUCAGGUGUUUUCCUUCAGCUGCAGUUGGAAGAAGAGUCUCCCCAGUAACAGUCACUGUGCCUGCAGGAGAGCCACUGCCUCCCCUGCCUGCCUCCUGCCUCCUGCCUCCUGCCUCCCCUGCCUGCCUGGGACCCAUCAAAGAGCAGGGAGGGGUCCUCAAGCAGCAAUUGGUGAGGCGAGGGAAAGGACCCUUUUUUCUGAGUAAAUAAAGUCUCACAGUCCCAUUCUCGGCCCAGGGCCUUUCUGUGGUUGGAAAUCAAAAUCCUUCCAGGGCAUCUCACAUACCCACCUUCCCAUUCAGCACCGACUGAAAAGAUUUACUGAGUACCCGCCAGGUGUCAGGCACUGUGUGAGGCACCAGGCACCCAGAAGUGAAAGACAGGGCCCCAGUCUCAAGAUGCACAAUGCGGGAGCCAGGUGCCAAGUCAGAGUGCCCUAUCACGCUCCUCCCACACCCACCCUGGCUUCUAUCAUGAGUGCAGUGUCAUCUCAGCGGGAGGAAGGGCUAAUUUUACUCUACAAAAGCAAUCAGAAAACAUCUUCUAGAAGAAGCUCUUCCUGAACUGUCUCAAAAGUUAAGUGGUGUUCAUUAGGCAGGCAGGGGAGAGGAGGAUAUCCCAAGCAGAAGGGAAGUAAGACAAAGGUGCAGAGGUGUGAAAGUGUACAGGGACUUUGGAGAAGAGCAAGGUGUUGAGGAGGGCAGGCAUUUAGGGAAAGAGAAGGUGGGCAGGAGCAAACCACAGGAAGGCUGCAUAAUCCCUGCUGGAGAGCUGGAACUUUGUCUUGCAGGCAACAGGGAGCCUCCAAAGGGCUUGGGCUGGGGAGUGACAGAGCUUUGUUAUUUAGAAAGAUGACUCAGUGGCAGUAAGGCAUCAGCAAGACU
Gorilla gorilla gorilla (western lowland gorilla) is the source of this 1663-nucleotide messenger RNA. It is a transcript of the gene THEM5, whose product is annotated as thioesterase superfamily member 5. Gene Ontology annotation, molecular function: long-chain fatty acyl-CoA hydrolase activity. Lineage: Eukaryota; Metazoa; Chordata; Mammalia; Primates; Hominidae. The record is from RefSeq and is a predicted model, not a curated record. Gene Ontology annotation, cellular component: mitochondrial matrix. Gene Ontology annotation, biological process: cardiolipin acyl-chain remodeling; long-chain fatty-acyl-CoA metabolic process. The transcript has 6 exons. Bases 85 to 828 code for a protein of 247 amino acids.